UAAGGAAUAUUUCUAAAAUGAGACCGUAUACUUUGGUAUAACUCUCAGUGUCAGACGCCGUCACACUGAGGGCUAAAUCUUGUUUGUAAAUUUUGAGUAAAAUCGUAAAACCCGUAAAUCCCGUGUCGAACAAAACGCUAAGCAGUCCUGUUAAAGCAUCAUCGGCAGCCGGUGCUACCCUAACAUUACAGAUGUCCUACUUUGGCGUCUACAUUCCGCCGUCCAAGGCUGGCUUUGAGGGCACCGCGUCACAGUGUGCGGGCUCCAUAGCGGCGAUGAAUAUCAAGCCAGGCCCAGAGUCGUCGUCGGCCACAAGCAACAGCACGACAGUCACAGCGACAGCAGCAUCGUCAAGCGCAACAGAUAAUCUCAACGUGGACAACUAUGAGGAUCCCGAAUAUCCACCCGACUCGCCCCUGUGGCUGAUCUUUACCGAAAAAGCCAGGGCGUUGGAAGUGCUGCGACACUACAAGGAUGCCCGCCUGCGUGAGUUCCCCAAUCGCGAGCAGGCAGAAAGUUACGUGCAGUUUGGAUUCGAGAGCAUCGAGUCGUUGAACCGAUUUGGCUGGGCCAAGCCAGUGAGCAAGCCCCUGGCGAUGAGCAACAACUUUAAGCCGUCGUCAUCGGGAUCGACGGACGGUCCGUACUCCACCUCGCCCCCUGCCACCUCCACCGCCACCUCCAGCAACAGCAGCGGCAGCAGCAGCAGCAGCAGCUGCAUCAGUAGCCUGGCCGCCUCCAUGUCGAAUCUGCUGAUUGUGAAUCCUCCAAUAUCGACGCUACCCAGCAUUUCCAUCAACAUAAGCAGCAACAAAAGUGCCACCAGUGUGCCGAUCAGCGGCAGUUCCAGCGGAAGCAGCACUACCACAAACAGCGGCAGCAGCACUGGCUCUGGGAUUGCGACUGGGACUGGGGCCAAACACGAGACAGCAGGAGCUAGCGGUUCCAGCAGUGAGCGUCCACCAUUCCGGGCUCCCACCAAGCAGGAGCUUGUCGAGUUCCGCAAACAAAUCGAGGCUGGGAACAUCGAGCGGCUGCAGCGAAUUGUCUGGGAGAACCCCCGUUUUCUCAUCAGCAACGGGGACACCCCCACCAGCCUGAAGGAGGGCUGUCGCUACAAUGCCAUGCACAUUUGUGCGCAGUUCAAUCAGGCGCGUGCAGCCGAAGCGAUUUUGAAGAUCGUCACCAAUCGCGAGUUCACAUUUCAAUAUGCCGGAAAAAAGGCCAGCGCGGAGAUGUGCGCCAUGCUAAACGACAACCUGCUCGACUACUAUUUGAAUAUGCCCGACAAGGCGCGCGGUGAAACGCCCUUACAUUUUGCGGUGAAGAAUGGCCACGUGGCCGUCGUGGAGGUCCUCCUUUCGUAUCCACAAUGCAAGUCGCUGUCCAACUUGGAGGGCAAAGAGCCGAAAGAAAUCAUUUGUCUGCGCUCACCGCACGCCCCUCCCGCGGUUGUCAACAAGCUGGAGCUGCUAUUGGGAGACCCACACUAUGUGCCCGUGCUGAGGUCCGUCGCGAAUGAGGUGCCGCCACAGGUGGGCCAGCCCUUUACGCCCAGCGAACCGCCGAACUUGCAGCAAAAAACAAGGGACUGCGAGGGCCUCACCAUGGACCUUACCAUCAGCGCAGUGGCGGGACCCAUGCCCCGCGAAAAGGCCAUGACAUUCUAUCGUCGCUGGAAGACGCCGCCUCGCAUUGCCUGCAAUAAUUUGAGUCCAUUGGCCUUCUCGCCGUUUGCAUCGCCGGCGAGGGUGACGCCUAACAAGUCCGUCUUCAAUCGCAGCCCGAAUGGCAAUGGGGGAGCAGAUUUGUGUCUGUCAUCGACACCCGUGGGUCGGCGGGCGCUCUUCAGCCCGAAGGCAGAGGCCAGCUGCUCGCCGAAGCCUUUGUUCCUGAACGGCAAAGAUUGCGAGAACAACAAUAACAACAACAGCAAACCGAUGGGGCCACCGAUUGAGAUACCAGUGACACCGAUGCGUCUGAACAGACCGGAUCUAUUUUUGGCCUAUCGCGGGGACGUCCAGUCCUCGCCCUGUAAUAGCACAUGGCUCGGCGACGAAACCAUCGAUAUAGAUGUGAGCUCGCAGUCAUGCAUGAACGAUAGCUUGCGUGAGCGUCACAUCAAGAACUCGGACAUCGAGAAGGGCCUAGAGAUGGUGGGCAGACAGCUGGCACGCCUGGAGAAUCUCGAGUGGCGCGAGUACUGGGACUUUCUCGACGCGUUCGUUGACAUCUCCAGCGAGAGUGGCCUGCAGCAACUGGAGGGCUAUCUGCAGCAGAAGGCGGAGCAGGCCCAGGCCGAGAGGUCCGAUCCAAUGUAUUUUGAGGCACAGAUUGACGAGUAUUUGGAUAUGGUAAUCGCGGAUCAUCAUCAGAAUCAGCAUCAAAGGCAUGGCAAGGGCCAGGCUGUGGCGGCAUCCGCUGCUGGUUCUGGUUCUGGCUCGGGCUCGGGCUCGGGCUCGGGCUCUGGUCCCAGCCCCACCACCCAGGUGAUGACGCCAUACACAUGCGUGGAGAACUCUCUGCAGGUGUUCGCCAAGCGCAUCACCAAGACCCUCAUGAACAACAUCGGCAACAUGGUGUCGAUCAACGACACCCUGCUCUGUGAGCUUAAAAGACUGAAAUCGCUGAUCGUCAGCUUCAAGGAUGACGCCCGAUUCAUCAGCGUUAACUUCACCAAGGUCCACUCCCGCAUUGCCCAUCUGGUGGCCAGCUAUGUGGCCAAUUCGCAGGAGGUCAAUGUAGCCAUUCUCAUUCAGCUUCUCCAGAUGCUGCGCCGUCUCCUCCAGCUGCACGACGACCGUCGCGAUCAUCUGGGCUGCGUCUGUGGCAGCCUGGUGCUGAUGCUCGAACAGGCUCCGGUCCAUGCCGCCCAGCCGCCCGAUGCCCUCAAGACCGAGAGUCUUUGUUCGGCCGCCUGGAAUACGGAGCAAUCGUGCCCCUGUAUUUGGGAUGCGAAUCUCAGUCGAAAGACCAGUCGACGAAAGCGCACGGAAUCGAUGAAGCGUGCAGCACAGGCCUCCCAGGCCUCCCAGGCCUGCCAGGCCCAGGACUCCCCAGCACCGGGUUCUCCAACAGCCACAGCCACAGCGGCAGCGGCUGCCAUCGUUUUGCGUUCCAAAGUCGAGGAAUGGCCCUGGCAAUUUCGUUCACGCCGCAGCCGCCCAAACAGCGACAACGACGACGAUGAGGACAACAAUGGGGAGGCUUUCUUUUACGAUUGCAGUAAUGUGCAGCAACAGGACAGCAGUAGUGAUGACGAGGAGCUGUUUCGCACUCCGCCGGAGAGCAUGUCACCGCGUACAUCCGUCUCUCCGGAGCCUACAAGCCUACACUACAAACUCUUUAUCUUUGGUAAUGAGCCAACCAAGCGUGAUUUGGAUAUCCUCAAUGCCAUUUUCCAUGUGGAUGUGGAGAAGGAGACACUGCCGCACGUGCACGCCUGGAAGACGGCCAUGGAGAGCUACUCCGCAGUUGAAAUGGAUCUUUUCCCAUCGCCAACAAAUGUUCAGAAGACGCACAAGCCCAUCCUGUGGACCGGCUCCGGCCCCUCCAAGACUUCGGAGGGCAGCGGCACCAUUAGCACCAAACACAGCCAAAGCUCGAUUCAUCCCAAACGCCUGUUUUCUACACCCAAACUCAAUGCGGUGUCAUCGUUCGGACGUCGUGGGUCUGGCCCGGCAGCGGCACCAUCGACGCCGCCAAAGCCAGCGCGUUUACCACGUUCCCCCGGCCAGUCGAAUGGCAUAGAUGUUAGCGUAGCGAAGGAUGUGCCAGUAAGCACGCCAGUCGAGAUAACCGCAUCAGCCGUGUCCCCAAUGCCCGCAUUUGCAGCGGCCGCAGCGGCAACCGUCUCGCAGUCAUUCCAAACGCCACUCAACAAGAUGCGCGGUCUGUUCAGCAAGUACCGCGAGAGUAGGACCACCAUUGAUGAUUCGCCGAUCGUCAAUAUCAAUGGGCAGCAGCCACGCAGAUCAUCGCUGACCCUGGGGAACAGCAGUGAUUAGGAGAUGUCACACAGCCCCCAGACAACACCAUACCACAGCACACCACACACCACACCACACUGUCCACAGUUAUUUUUGGUUUUUUUUUUGUGUUAUGUUGCAGACGUUCGUUCGUUGAGGUCCAGUCCCAAAUUCAUGUAUUCAUAUAUUAAAUUGUCAGCACACCACAAACCACACACCACACACCACACCACACUGUCCCCAGUUCUUUUUGGUUUUUUUUGUGUUAUGUUGCAGACGUUCGUCCGUUGAGGUCCAGUCCCAAAUUCAUGUAUUCAUAUAUUAAAUUGUCGUUUUAAAAGAGAGUUUGUGUUCAAGUGUAAGCUAUGUUGAAUUAAUUAUCGUAUAUAUUUAUACCUUUUAUAUACCCGUCUAUGAAACGUCUAUGAUGAAGCAAAGCACGAAGCAGAAUGAAAUCAAGUGGCAAGUGAAAGAAACUAGACUUAUAUUUACUUUUUUUUGUUAAAAUUACUGUAAAGAACAUAAGCAUAAUUUAAUUAUAAACAACAUAAUCAACAGUAUAGUAUUCGUUA
Messenger RNA from Drosophila pseudoobscura, 4540 nucleotides. It is a transcript of the gene Ankle2, whose product is annotated as ankyrin repeat and LEM domain-containing protein 2. Gene Ontology annotation, molecular function: protein phosphatase 2A binding. The record is from RefSeq and is a predicted model, not a curated record. Gene Ontology annotation, biological process: negative regulation of phosphorylation. The transcript has 9 exons. NCBI's taxonomy places the organism in Eukaryota, Metazoa, Arthropoda, Insecta, Diptera, Drosophilidae. Bases 192 to 4007 code for a protein of 1271 amino acids. Gene Ontology annotation, cellular component: endoplasmic reticulum.